This is a messenger RNA of Pseudophryne corroboree (corroboree frog), 1730 nucleotides long. Its product is annotated as lysozyme g-like. Gene Ontology annotation, biological process: defense response to Gram-positive bacterium; peptidoglycan catabolic process. The transcript has 6 exons. The record is from RefSeq and is a predicted model, not a curated record. Gene Ontology annotation, molecular function: lysozyme activity. Gene Ontology annotation, cellular component: extracellular region. The coding region runs from base 64 to 675 and encodes 203 amino acids. Lineage: Eukaryota; Metazoa; Chordata; Amphibia; Anura; Myobatrachidae.
CAUAUGAAAUAAGCUGCAGAACAAGAAGACUGAAGAGCACAAUAAGUAUUUCUGAAAGGAAACAUGGCUUUUUAUGUAAUCCUAAUCCUUUCUGCUUUUGCUGGCAGUGUAAUUACAUCUGGAAUCUAUGGUGAUAUUGGUAACAUUCACACAAAUGGUGCCUCAUGUAGAACAGCCAGACAAGACCGGUUGCCGAACUGUGGUGUACAGGCUUCAUUCAAACUGGCAGAACAUGAUCUAGCCAGAGUUAAUAAAUACAAGAAUAUGAUACAGUCAGCAGCUAGAAACAAACAGGUAGAUCCUGCUGUCCUAGCCGGAAUCAUAUCCCGUGAAACACGUGGAGGGAAUGUUCUGCACAAUGGUUGGGGAGACCAUAACAAUGGAUUUGGCCUAAUGCAGGUUGAUAAAAGAUACCACACACUUCAAGGAGCCUGGAACAGUGAAACCCAUCUUUUGCAGGGAGCAGAUAUUCUAAUUUCAAUGAUAAAUGGUAUAAAGAGAAAGUUUCCCAGUGCAUCAAAAGAAAAAGUCCUUUUGGGGGGUAUUGCUGCUUAUAACUGUGGAGUAUCAGGUGUGACCAGUUUGGAGAACGUUGAUAGGAAAACAACCGGAGUAGACUAUGGGAAUGAUGUUGUUGCACGUGCACAGUACUUCAGGAAUCAUGGAUAUAAUUAAAUGCAACCUUUAUGAUUAUGGCCCAUCUUGUGAUUGGUGAAUUCUCAUUCUUCUUUAAUCAUUAGAAGUAGUGCUACUGACUGUGCAGUGUGCCAUGCAGGAUAAAGGAUCUACUGUUGUCCUAAAGGCCCAUUAGUAAAGUCCAAAGGAAAUAUAGCAGCUAUGAAUGCAGACAUUUUGGAAAUAAAAUAAUCAUCAUUGUGGGGCAGAUUUAUUAAGCCUGGUAAAGUGAUAAAGUGGAAGGUGAUAACGCACUAGCCAGUCAGCUCCUAACUGCCAUUUUUCAAACCCAACCUGUAACGUAGAAAGUCAGGAGCUGAUUGGCUGGUGCGUUAUCACCUUCUACUUUAUCACUUCACCAGGCUUAAUAAAUCUGUCCCUGUAUCCCAAAAGAUCCUUAAAUACUUAUUUUCACCAAUGUGUGUAAAAACAAGGUCCACUUAUUAGUGACCAAUAUUUAACUCCAUCUUAACCGUAUAUACGUGACAUCAUUACAUACAUUUACAUAUAUCAGACUUUUGGGAUAUGUACUAAGCCUUGAAGAGUGAUGAAGUGGAGAGAGAUCAAUUACCAACCAAUCAGCUCUUAACUACCAUGUUACAGGCUGUGUUUCAAAAAAUGACAGCUUGGAGCUGAUUGGUUGGUAGUUUAUCUCUCCCCACUUUAUCAAUCUCCAAGGCUUAGUACAUCUCCCCAUAUUUGGUGCCCUUAUGCUCCUAAUAAUGUUUUUCCACACUUGAAAUAAACAUUGUGUCAAACUUGGAACUGACGUUAUUAUUGAAACAAAAUGAUAAAAGGAAUAAAAUAUUUUUAUCAACCUCAAGAAAGGUUAUCAAUAAAUUAGCAUUAAUGGCCAAAACAAAUCAAGUUCUAAAUGUUUAUGUGUUUCCGUGGACUGUUAAUGAAAAGCAACUGUACAUCUAACUUUGCAUUUCAGUAGGAGCUGUAACCACAUGUAUCUGAAACGUAUUUUUCUUUUCUUGCUGUAUAAUUUUUGAUAGAAUGUUGAUUCUAAAUAAGUACAAUAAUAAUAAAAAUUAUAUCAAUCUGUGCAA